This is a messenger RNA of Protopolystoma xenopodis, 468 nucleotides long. NCBI's taxonomy places the organism in Eukaryota, Metazoa, Platyhelminthes, Monogenea, Polystomatidea, Polystomatidae. The record is from the annotation of a GenBank genome assembly.
AUGUCGGCACAUGCUAUCGCUCGUCGGCCAUUCUACUCGGGGCGCCGAGAGUGCCUCGGGUGUGCCGACAACCCCUGCAUCGUCAUGCCGACAGUUUUGAGGCUGGAGUGGGCAUUUUGUCGUGUGGCCGCCGGGACAAAGUCCCCCAGCGACAGGUCAUCGUUGCUUUUCGACUGGCGGUCAGUUGGGCCAGUUGGUGCUGGGCUUCAGUUUGUUUGGAGAGACGAUCUGUUCGAGAAGCCGAACAAGCCUCCAACGAGCCACAAUCGGGCGCCUCGAGAGCAGGUCUGGAGGCGCAGACAGGACGGAAACGGACAGGACAUGUGGUCCAUUCGGUUGGGAGGACAAUGCCGCCGAGGGCAGUUGGCCUUUCAACUCAAUCCUGUCGGCGGCCUGGGCCAGACUGAAUUGGAGGCGCUGGUACAGCUGACACGACAAUGUUUCGCAGAAUUUCAAGGUUUCUUUUGA